Messenger RNA from Trichoderma harzianum CBS 226.95, 820 nucleotides. RefSeq lists its product as hypothetical. The record is from RefSeq and is a predicted model, not a curated record. The coding region runs from base 65 to 505 and encodes 146 amino acids. Lineage: Eukaryota; Fungi; Ascomycota; Sordariomycetes; Hypocreales; Hypocreaceae. The transcript has 2 exons.
CAUUGAGUGACUAGAAUGGAGGAGAGGAUAUAGAUCCUGCUUGAUAUUGAUAAUCGCCGUCAAGAUGGUCGUAAUACAACGCUUUGGGGCUGAUGCCAACCCAGACUAUCCCAAAAACUCACCUCCUCGUCCGACACCCGUCUCCAGCGCGACUCCCACUCCCACCGACAUCAUCGCUAGCAUCACCACAAGCACAGCAUCUCCAACAUCAUCUAGCACAUCAGGUGGAUUCUUGCACAUCGCCUCAGAUGGCAACAGCGGAGACAAGAUCCUCCGCGGAUUCCUCAUUGGAAUGGCCGUUGGCAUUAUACUGAGCUUCGUGCUGUGCUGCUGGCUGCCGUGCUGCAGGAAGAAGCGGCGGUCGCGGCUGCAGAGGCGCAACGAUAAUAUCCGGCGGCGGCUUGUUGUUCUCGAGGACGAGGCGUGGGUGAACCAGAAUUGGCCGCAGAGGAGGCCGUGGGAUGUUGGUGAGGAUGAGGGCCAAAGCCAUGUGAGCCACGACUAAUACGAACGAUGCUUGGCGAACGAACAAGUAUUGGAUGAUGAUGACGACGAUAAUAUCUGGUUAUUACGGAAUCUUUUGGGAGCAAAUUGCAGGGAAUUGGAAUGAAUAUGGUAUGUAAUGGGAGUUUGAGGUGUUUUGGUUUAUUGGUAAUACUAUCGGUAUCUGCUUGUCUGCUUCUACGUGGUUUGGCAAUGCAAGGCGGUUUUCAGGGACGGAAAUAAUAUCAGUCGUCAGCUAGUGACGAGACACAAGGAUACAAGCGGAGAUAAUCUGGAUGGCUUACGAAUAGAAAUUCUAUUAAUUGAUCAAUCAGCG